Molecule: messenger RNA, 1183 nt
Organism: Vanrija pseudolonga
Lineage: Eukaryota; Fungi; Basidiomycota; Tremellomycetes; Trichosporonales; Trichosporonaceae
Product: putative zinc-binding alcohol dehydrogenase
Exons: 4
Coding region: 1-1116 (371 amino acids)
Molecular function (GO): oxidoreductase activity; zinc ion binding
Source: RefSeq, a predicted model, not a curated record
AUGUCCCUCCCUACCACCAUGAAGGCCGUGAUCAUCAAGGAGCCGUAUGUGCUCGCGCUUGAAGAGAGGCCCUUCCCCCAGCUCAAGGCAGACACGGAUGUCAUCAUCAAGGUGUCGACGGCGGGUAUUUGUGGCUCCGAUCUCCACAUCUACCGCGGCCACCAGCCCGGGCCAUACAACUUCAUCAUCGGCCACGAGGCUGUUGGCACGAUCGUCAAGGCCGGCGAUGACGUCAAGAAGUGGAAGGUCGGCGACCGUGUCAUUGUGCCCUUCUCGACCAGCUGCGGCAAGUGCUACUACUGCGCCAAGGGCUACACGUCGCGCUGUGCCAACGGCGACCUGUUCGGCAGCGUCAAGGCGGACGGCAUGCAGGCCGAGUACGCUCGCGUGUCGCAUGCCGACGGGUGCCUGUUCGCCGCGCCGGCCGACAUCCCCGAGAAGCUCAUGGUGCUCAUGGCCGACAUCGUCCCGACGGGCUACUACGUCGCGACGAACGCCAAGCGGCUCGCGGACGAGGACAGGUCGGACCAGCUCGACAAGGUCGGCAAGAAGGGCGGCGUGGCCGUCGUCAUUGGCUGUGGACCCGUCGGGCUGUGCGCCAUCUCGUCCGCCGUGACCAUGUUCGACAAGGUCUUCGCGACCGAUAUCGCCGAGCACCGUCUCGAGGCCGCCGCGCGCCACGGCGCCAUUGCGCUGCCCGCUGACAAGGUCAAGGCUGCCAUCCUUGAGGCGACGGAGGGCCGCGGCGCCGACGCCGCGCUCGAGGUCGUCGGCCACGCUGCCGCGAUCGACACGGCAGUUGACCUCGUGCGUCCUUAUGGCGUCAUCUCGAGCUGCGGUGUGCACACGCACCCCGUGACGGUUCCUGGCUCUGCGCUCUACGGCAAGAACCUCCGCUUCCAGUACGGCCGCUGCUCGGUGCAGACCUUCAUCCCAGGCGCUAUCGAGAUCCUGCGGACCAACAAGGACCUGUUUGAGCACUUUAUCGAGAACGAGAUUGGCUUCGACGAGGUCGUUGAGGUAGGUCUGGUGGCUGGAGGCCGCGCUAACGCCCAGUCGUACAAGCUGUUCGAGAAGAACAAGAUUGGCAAGACGGUCAUCGUGCUGGACAAGUAGGAGGUAGUUUGGGUCUGGUGUAUGUCGUGUGUAUUGUAGUUUGGGCGAUGAACGAGAUUUUCUGCAG